UUUUAAUUCAUAGCAACACCAAUGAAUGAUAAAGGUGUACUGAAAAUUUAAAGUUGGUUUUGUUUCUAAUUUGAAUCCUCUUACUCAUAGACUGGGUAAACACUGAAUAAUCAUCUUAAAGUCUGUUUUUAAAUGUUCUUCCAUAUUAUAGGCUCUCUAGGAAGCACCAGAAUUAUCAGUGAAGAAUAUAUUAAAUGGCUCACGGGCUACUGUAAAGCAUAUUUCUAUGGCUUGAGAGUAAAACUCCUAGAACCAGUUCCUGUUUCCGCAACAAGGUGUUCCUUUAGAGUCAAUGAGAACACACAAAACCUGCAAAUUCAUGCAGGGGACAUCCUGAAGUUCUUGAAAAACAAGAAACCUGAAGAUGCCUUCUGUGUUGUGGGAAUAACAAUGAUUGAUCUUUACCCAAGAGACUCGUGGAAUUUUGUCUUUGGACAGGCCUCUCUGACAGAUGGUGUGGGGAUAUUCAGCUUUGCCAGGUAUGGCAGUGAUUUUUAUAGCAUGCGCUAUGAAGGCAAAGUGAAGAAGCUCAAGAAAACAUCUUCAAGUGACUAUUCAAUUUUCAACAACUAUUAUAUUCCAGAAAUAACUAGUGUUUUACUACUUCGAUCCUGUAAGACUUUAACCCAUGAGAUCGGACACAUAUUUGGGCUGCGACACUGCCAGUGGCUGGCAUGCCUAAUGCAAGGCUCCAACCACUUGGAAGAAGCUGACCGGCGCCCUCUAAACCUUUGCCCUAUCUGUUUGCGCAAGUUGCAGUGUGCUAUUGGCUUCAACAUUGUAGAAAGAUACAAAGCACUGGUGAGGUGGAUUGAUGACGAAUCUUCUGACACACCUGGAGCAACUCCAGAGCACAGUCGUGAGGAUAAUAGGAAUUUACCGAAACCCGUGGAAGCCUUUAAGGAAUGGAAAGAGUGGAUCAUAAAAUGCCUGGCUGUUCUCCAAAAACAAGGACCUUCAAAUAGGAGUGAUUGAAAUAAAUGACUACUUGCAUGUUAUGCUUUCAUUUGGGUGGAAUACCUCAUCGAAAUAAACUACUGAUCUUGUGCUGUGUCAAAGUAACAGACUAGAACCUUCUUUCAGGUACCUGAAUUGAAAUGAAACUGAAUAAUAAAAACUCUAGAAACUCUU
This is a messenger RNA of Piliocolobus tephrosceles (Ugandan red Colobus), 1131 nucleotides long. RefSeq names its product archaelysin family metallopeptidase 2 (gene AMZ2). Gene Ontology annotation, biological process: proteolysis. Bases 133 to 975 code for a protein of 280 amino acids. Lineage: Eukaryota; Metazoa; Chordata; Mammalia; Primates; Cercopithecidae. The record is from RefSeq and is a predicted model, not a curated record. Gene Ontology annotation, molecular function: metallopeptidase activity. The transcript is spliced from 5 exons.